Molecule: messenger RNA, 1920 nt
Organism: Bursaphelenchus xylophilus (pine wood nematode)
Lineage: Eukaryota; Metazoa; Nematoda; Chromadorea; Rhabditida; Aphelenchoididae
Source: the annotation of a GenBank genome assembly
AUGGUCAAGAUCUUUUUGGACACUGGCGUUGGAGAGAUUGUGGAGCUGGAGAAGAACAAUUUCGGAGUCGAAGAGCAUAUUUUGAGCGUGGUCGACAACUACCUGUGGCAUUUCGAUGACCCCGAAAAUUUUACCGUUAUGGAAUGCACCUUCAAGGGAGAGGCCAUCUCUCCCGACAAGGUGUUGACUCCACAACACGACGAGAUUUUCGUCAAGUUGACCGCUGAUGAGGUUGGUUUUAUUUUUUUAUGUUUAGGGGGGAAUUUUUGAGUACUAAAAAGUACCACAACAAAAAAAAUCCACUGAUAGAAUUUUGGUGUUAAAAAUCAAUCUCUUCUGCUUUUAGAUCCGCCUCGAAUAUCAGUUCGAAAAGCCCUACCUCUUUUGGGCAGGUACUGUAAAGUGCGGGCAGACCGACAACCUCUUGAAAGUUUUGAAGAGAAAAUUGAAAGAGAACAAGCAUCCAGAGACCUUCAAAGUCAAUUAUAUGCGACAGAAGCUGCCGAAUGGACUCGUUGAACCCGUUGAUGGAACUGAUAUUAUUUAUGAGGGCUACAGAUAUGUCGUCCGUCUGACUCAAACUCAUAUGGUAAGCAAAAUAUUUUUUUUAUGAUUCAACUUUUUUUUACAUAAAAAAAGUAUAUUUCUUACCUUACAUACCACCGAUUUUUUCAGAUUUCCUUCGAAUUUGUCCACAAUGGAGUCAGCGAAGUAGUGACGCACGAAGCGUUCGAUGGAGACCUCCUAUACCCCAUUGCAAUCAACAUUUUGAAGAACAAGGGCACUCCGGCUGUAGGACAGACUCGGAUUUAUCGAAUUGUAGGUUUAUUCAGUUCAACAGGGAAGGGCUUUCAAGUUUGACGCUCAGAUUUAAUUUGAACAUAUCUACGGCCCUUUCACGAUACUAUCUUCUUUCAGGACGCCCCUCAAAUGGACUGGCACAGCGAGAGCCUCGAAGAAGUUAACAUCUGUUCCCAGGUCUACGCCGCCAACAGAUAUCGAAUCGUUUCGGGCCCGAUUGCACUUCCCUACUGUCCGCGACAACGACGUCAGAUUCCGACUUUCCGCAACACCGUUCAAAGGCUGCAGAAUCAAUUCUACGAUCAGUUCGAUACGAAGAUCGAUCGUUAUUUGAAAAAAAUCGCAGGAAAAAUGGAAAAAUCCUCCGAAGCUGCGAAAGUAAACGAUGGCCAAGUCGUUGACAGGCUCGCUGGCAUUACAGCGCAACUGGAAAAGGCUGCACUGUCGUUCAAUCGACCAGUUCACCCAAAGGAAUCAGAGGAAUACAAAAAGUUGGAAGCCGACUAUAAUGCGCUUCUUUUGGAACAUCAAGCACGUCAGCACACCCUUCAAACACUGGAGCAAUGUGAGGCUGCAAAGGCGGCCCUCAUCCGAGAAAAUGAGGAGCUGCGGCGGCAAGUUCAACAAAAACAGCAAGAGUGCGAUAACUGGCAACAUAAGAGUGUGUAUAGAACGAAGGAAAAGUUGCGUUGCGAAAUGGCCGAGGCGAAGCUUUUUGAGCUGGAGCAGAAACUGAAGGAAGCCGAGGAACGCAGAGACAAGAUGGAACUUGUAUAUGAAAAAUGCUUGGAAAUGGUUUCAGAUGAGAAUGCAAAUCUCAAAAACCGUUUGGGAAAGAAGGAGGAUGAACUAUUCGAGAAAGAAAAGCAAGUAGAAGUCCUCAGAAAACAAUUGGAAAAUGAGAAGAAGGAAAAAAAGGAACAAAAAGGAGAAAGAAAGGAAGAAAAGAAGGAAGAAAAAGAAGAAAACAAGAAAGAAAACAAAGAAAAGGAGGAAGAAAAAGAAACUGCCACAGCAAAAGACGAUGAGUCUUCGGGCGAUGAAGACUUUGACGUCAUCGAUAGAAAUUUUAUUGACGCUGGAUGCAGCAGCACUUAUUCAAGCGCCGAAGACAAUUGA